Molecule: messenger RNA, 1057 nt
Organism: Heterocephalus glaber (naked mole-rat)
Lineage: Eukaryota; Metazoa; Chordata; Mammalia; Rodentia; Bathyergidae
Gene: Phospho2
Product: phosphatase, orphan 2
Molecular function (GO): phosphatase activity
Source: RefSeq, a predicted model, not a curated record
UGCGCCUGCGCCGGAAGCGAAGCCGGGUGGAAGGUGGGGUGUUGCUUGUUGGCAGGCGCCUUGACUUGGACCGAGGACUAUCGGUGCGAGCUGAGCGAAGCUGGCACUAGUGGCGCUGCAGACUGCUAACGCUAGGCCUGCGUCAGUGAGGGGUCGUCGGGCCAAACCUGGCCUGCUGCUCCCAUCCCCGCCUGGAGCGCGCCUCCUGGUGGGUGGUCGACCCCCAAUUAGGCCCCGACGCCUACCUUUGGGCUGUGGACCCGGCAGGGUUUCUUUUGGAUGUUCCACAGUAAUAAUGCUGGGUAACCCAAAUCUGGAAUCAUGAAAAUUUUGUUGGUGUUUGACUUUGAUAAUACAAUCAUAGAUGACAAUAGUGAUACCUGGAUUGUACAGUGUGCUCCAGACAAAAAGCUUCCUAUUGAACUACAAGAGUCUUAUCAAAAAGGAUUUUGGACAGAAUUUAUGGGCAGAGUCUUUAAGUAUUUAGGAGAUGAAGGUGUAAGAGAAGAUGAGAUGAGAAGAGCAAUGACGUCAAUGCCUUUCACUCCAGGGAUGGCAGAACUUUUCAACUUCAUAAGAAAGAAUAAGAAGACAUUUGACUGCAUCAUUAUUUCAGAUUCAAAUUCAAUCUUUAUAGAUUGGAUUUUAGAAGCUGCCAAUUUUCAUGACAUGUUUGAUAAAGUGUUUACAAAUCCUGCAGCUUUUAAUAGCAGUGGUCAUCUUACUGUGGAAAAUUAUCAUGCUCAUUCUUGCAAGAGGUGCCCAAAGAAUCUUUGUAAAAAUGUUGUUUUGGUAGAAUUUGUAGAUAAACAGCUACAGCAGGGAGUGAAUUAUACACGAAUUGUUUAUAUAGGUGAUGGUGGAAAUGAUUUCUGUCCAGUAACCUUUUUAAAGAAGAAUGAUGUUGCCAUGCCACGGAAAGGAUAUACUUUACAGAAAACACUUUCCAGAAUGUCUCAAAAUCUUGAGCCUAUGGAAUCUUCUAUUGUAGUUUGGUCUUCAGGUGUUGAAAUAAUUUCUUAUUUACAAUUUCUAAUAAAGGAAUAAUAUGCCAGUA